Molecule: messenger RNA, 2296 nt
Organism: Sturnus vulgaris (Common starling)
Lineage: Eukaryota; Metazoa; Chordata; Aves; Passeriformes; Sturnidae
Source: RefSeq, a predicted model, not a curated record
AUGGACGUGAAGCGGCUGAAGGUGACCGAGCUGCGGGCUGAGCUGGGCCGGCGCGGCCUGGACGCCCGCGGGCUGAAGGUGGAGCUGGCGCAGCGGCUGCAGGAGGCCCUGGACGCCGAGAUGUUGGCGGCGGGGCCCGAGGAAGGCGGCGGCGGCGGCGGCGGGGGAGGCCCGGCCGCGGCGGCCUCGAGCUGCGCGGGGGAAGCGGGGCCGGCGGGAGGCCCGGAGGAGGAGGAGGAAGAGGAGGCGGCCCCGGCCGAGCCCGCGGCGUCGGAGCCGCUGCAGCCGCCUCAGGAGGAGGGAGCGGCGGCCGCGGCCGAGGCUGAAGCGGCCGAGGGAGGAGCAGGCGGCGGCGGCGGCGGCGUGAACGGGGCCGAGCGGCCGCCGGAGGAGGCGCCCAGCGGGGAUGAAGCGGCAGCGGCCGAGGCCAAAGAGGAGGAGGCGCAGGCGGGGGAGGAGGAGGACAAGGCCAAGGCCCCGGACGCCGAACGCCGCGGGGUGAAACGGCUGCGGGACGAGAAGGACGAGCACGGGCGGGCGUACCACGAGUUCCGUGAGGAGGCCUACAACAGCAGAUCCAAGUCGCCGCCACCGCCGGAGGAGGAGCCCCCAGAGGGGGAGGAGGACGAGACCCUGGUGAUCCUGGACACCUACACGUCGGACCUGCAGUUCCGUGCCAGCCGGGACCGGUACGGGGGGCAGCCGCUCUUCUCCGAGCGCUUCCCGGGGCUCUGGGCCGGCGCCCGCAGCACCCACGGGGUCACCCGGGGCCGGGUCUGCUUCCAGGCCAAGGUGUCUCAGAACCUCCCGGGGAAGGAGGGGAGCUCCGAGGUGCCUCUGCUCAGGGUGGGCUGGUCCGUGGAUUUCUCCCACUCCCAGCUGGGGGAGGAUGAGUUUUCCUAUGGCUUUGACGGGCGGGGACUGAAGGUAGAAAAUGGGAAAUUCGAGGAAUUCGGGGAGAGCUUCGGGGAGAAUGACGUCAUCGGCUGCUUCGCGGACUUUGAGGGCGAGGAGCUGGUGGAGCUGUCGUUCUCCAAGAACGGGCAGGAGCUGGGAGCCGCCUUCCGCAUCCCCAAGGAGGCGCUGCAGGAGCGGGCGCUGCUGCCCCACGUGCUCUGCAAGGGCUGCGCCGUGGAGCUCAACUUCGGGCAGCGCCCGCAGCCCCUGGCACCCGUCCCCGAGGGCUUCCAGUUCAUCCACGACAUCCCCGCCCCCGACAGGGUCCGGACACCCCCGGGGCCCAAGAGCACCGAGGAGUGCGAGGUGCUGCUCAUGGUGGGGCUCCCAGGCUCUGGGAAGACGCAGUGGGCACAGAAACAUUCCCAGGAAAACCGGGACAAGCGCUACAACAUCCUGGGGACGGAGCGGGUCCUGCACCAGCUCAGGACGCGGGGGCCGGAGCCGGAGGAGUUGGACGCCAAGAGCCGGGAGCUGCUGACUCAGCAGGCGGCGCAGUGCCUUAGCAAGCUGGUGCAGAUCGCCCCCCGCGCCCGCCGCAACUUCAUCCUGGACCAGUGCAACGUGUACAACUCGGGGCAGCGCCGGAAGCUCUCGGCCUUCAAGGGCUUUUCCAGGAAAGUCGUGGUGAUCGUCCCGACAGAGCCGGACUGGGAGCAGCGCCUGGAGCAGCGGCGCCAGGCCGAGGGUGAUGACGUGCCCGAGUCCGUCAUGCUCGAGAUGAAAGCCAAUUACUCCAUCCCUGAGAAGAACGAGUACGUGGACGAGGUUGUUUUUGGGGAGCUGGGCCGGGACGAGGCGGCGCCGCUGGUGCUGCGCUGGAAGGAGGAGGCGCGGAAGCAGCUCCCGCCCUCGGAGAAACGCGGGAACCGGCGCAACAACCGCAACAAACGGAACCGGCAGAACCGCAACCGUGGCCAGGGCUACGUGGGGGGGCAGCGCCGGGGCUACGACAGCCGCGUCUACGGGGGCCAGCAGCAGCCGCAGUACUGGGGGCAGCCUGGCAACCGCGGGGGCUACCGGAACUUCUACGAGCGCUACCGGGGCUACGACGAUCGGUUCUAUGGCCGCGACUACGACUACAACAGAUACCGCGACUACUACCGGCAGUACAACCGCGAGUGGCAGAACUACUACCAGGACAGAGACCGGUACUACAGGAACUACUAUGGCUACCAGGGCUACCGGUGAACCCCGGCCCAUCCCAAAACAAAUUCCCGAAAAUUUUGGGGAGGUGGGGGCGGGUCGGGGGGGAAGGGAAAAACAAAAGGAGAAAAAAAAAAAAACGGGGAGGGGGGAGGGGCUGGAAAAAUAAAAAGGGGGGGAGGGGGGAGGGGAA